AUGCUUUUGGCUCUUUUGGCUAAAUUCAAUACGAUGCCAACCCUAAAGAUGCGCCUAACUCUGCCCUCCCGCCGGUCGUUGGCCAACCUGUGUGUUUUCGGAGCCAUGGCCUCCAUCUCGGGCCUGGCCUAUCUCCACUGGAAGCUCGAGGAUCGGGUGCGGCAGGCGGACUACUACCAGCUGGCCAUCAAAACCCUGCGCCAGCACGGCGGGGCCGUCCGCCUGCUGGGGGAGCCCAUCAAGGAGACGGGCUUCAGUUUGACAAACACCCGGAAUACCUGCGACGCGAACAGGGCCCAGCUGGAGGUCGCCGUUCACGGCACCAAGGACAAGGGGACCGUGUUCUUUUGGGCCACAAACAAUCGGGAGAAGGGCUGGCUGAUCGAUCGCCUGGAGCUGGAAACGAAACAGCAUCCCAAUACGCGCUUUCUGCUCAAGAAGCCCACGGGCCGGGCUCUGCAGGACGUGGGCAACGAGGAGGACGACGAAGAGCACGAACACGAACAGGAGCACAUCGUGGUACCGGAGCCCAAGCCCCUGGGACCACAGAUGCCCCAACAUCCGGAGCAGCCGUCGCAGCAGGAGCCGCAUGCCUUUGACCAGCCAGGGUAUCAGGAGGGACCUGUCCAAGGAGGUCCGAAUCAACCCAAGACCCUCCAUCAGCAUCAGGGCCAAGAGCCGGUCCCAUACAUUCAGACAGCCGAUGGCGGAAGGAUGAACUAGAAGUCCCUUCAAAAACGUCGACAGAUUUAAUUAAAUUUUCAUAAAUUUCAACAACUUUCCCUUUGAUCUGAGCAAUAUUAUGACUAACUAUCUUUAAGAUUGAAUUAUAGA
Drosophila persimilis is the source of this 834-nucleotide messenger RNA. RefSeq lists its product as uncharacterized. Gene Ontology annotation, cellular component: mitochondrial inner membrane. Bases 1 to 723 code for a protein of 240 amino acids. Lineage: Eukaryota; Metazoa; Arthropoda; Insecta; Diptera; Drosophilidae. The transcript has a single exon. The record is from RefSeq and is a predicted model, not a curated record. Gene Ontology annotation, biological process: mitochondrial respiratory chain complex IV assembly; mitochondrial respiratory chain complex I assembly.